Schistocerca americana (American grasshopper) is the source of this 464-nucleotide messenger RNA. Its product is annotated as glycine-rich protein 23-like. Lineage: Eukaryota; Metazoa; Arthropoda; Insecta; Orthoptera; Acrididae. The record is from RefSeq and is a predicted model, not a curated record. Bases 14 to 343 code for a protein of 109 amino acids. The transcript has 2 exons.
UGCGGACCACACCAUGGCUAAACUGCUGACACUGUUCACACUUCUCCUGUGUGUUGCCACCUUGGCUCAUGCGCAGUUUGGCCAGGGCGGUUUCGGCCGUCCUGGCGGAGGUUUCGGGAGGCCCGGUGGUGGUGGCGGCUUUGGCCCUGGAGGAGGUGGCGGCUUUGGCCCUGGAGGAGGUGGCGGCUUCGGCCCUGGAGGAGGUGGCGGCUUCGGCCCUGGAGGAGGUGGCGGCUUCGGCCCUGGAGGAGGCGGCGGCUUUGGCCCUGGAGGAGGUGGUGGCUUCGGCCCUGGAGGAGGCCGUCCUGGUUUCGGCGGUGGCGGCUUCGGACCCGGACGCUGACGCGGUUUUGGCGGCUGAACGAUGCACCUGCACCAGCUACAGCUCUCCACAAACUACUUCACUUCUUCAUUUCAGCUGACUUGUGCGCAAUUUAACUGUGAAUAAAGCAUAAUAAUCAUCA